UCAGGAGUACCAGUACUUACAAAGACAACUAUACAAAGUAGCCAGUAAGAAGUGCUAAUUUUAAAGAAAUACGUCAGAUGGAUUUAGAGGCUUUGCAUAUGUAUGGAUGUAUGGAUGUACACACACCGUCCGAAUGCAUGUUUGCCCCCGUAAGCAAGCUAAGGCGCACCAGGCGCAUCUGUCUGUAUCCUUCAUUAAUAAUAAAAGCCAUCACUUAGCACUGUAUUAUAUAAAAUAUUCUAAAGAGCUGAUAGUGUUCAGAUUUCCUUUUAUUUUCUUUUUGUUUUGUUUUGUUUGUUUGUUUUAAUGGAUUAUUGUUAUUUUUUUAUUUUAGGCAUUUGUUUUUGCAAUACAGAUUUCACAAAAAUAGUGAAUCCUGCGUUAAAUCUUCUUUUACAGUAUACUAUAGCAAAAAUGUAUAGUUUAAAAUGAAUAGACAAGAAAAUUAACUUGGAUAUCUGCAAAAGCUGUUUAUUUUAUAUGCUUUCUAUGGAAUGUCUAUUUCUGACUCUGCAGCAGGAUUGUCACAUGGGCGUGGCUAAACAUUUUACUUUGCAUAUCACGUGAUGGUGCAUUAACAAAUCAACAAUUACCUUGCUCGUAUUCUUUAGGGGUAACUAAAAACGGUUUUAAGAAGUGUUCGGUCAAGCUCGUCAGAAAUGUGCGAGCACAAUCUUCUUAGUUCUGGGUAUGUUGCUCCCCUUUUGAAUUUUCACUCUCCUGACUCCUUGUACCUCCAAAACUUGCGAGGUAAUGGAGUGCAUCUAUCUGGGCUUCCACAGAUGUCCUACAGUAGAAGAGAGGUGUGCUCGCUCCCGUGGAGUUCUCCAAAUUCGUGCACUACUCCGGCCCAGGGCCGCGCCUACAGUGGCUACUCUCAGCCGUUUUUUAGCAAUUCAGCCGCUGUGAGCGCUAGCCUCAACACUCACAAAAAGGGCUCACUGGAGGAAUCCGGGAGGUACUACUUCCAAGAUGUCAGCCACAAAUCAGAGGAGCCUGGACGACCUAAUGCAGCUUACGCAAGUGAGCAGAGAAUCACUGGCUCUGCCAGCAACGAAGUUUCAAACUUGGAAAGGCGACAGCAGAACAGAGUUGCACAGAAUGAACUGAACUUCAUUGACCAGCCAGUGACUAAUGGUUCAAAGCAGCCUGUCAGCUCCAACGCUCCGUUUCAACCAUCAAUGAACACCCAGACUAUUAGAUCAGCCUUCUCCGAUGGACUGCCGUGGUGUCCCUCACAGGUGGUGACAUCAUUCAUACAAGAGACUUUUCUUAUGGAGAUCCAAGUCCACCAGACCCCUCUAUCUGGAAACAAUUAUCUCCCGACCACCUAUGAAAUGUAAUUUAAUAUUGAAGCUGAAUAUUUUAAAAUUGAUAUUUAUUUGCCAAAAAGUCGGAGCAUUUGUAUGUGUUUGUUAUAUGUAUUAUUAUUUUAUUUUAUUUUAUUUUUAUUUUAUUAUUAUUAUUAUUAUUUUUUUUUAUCGAAAACGGUAAUUCCAAGGGUGUAAUGUUAGCUUGCUGUAUAGCCUAAAAAGAAUGCUUUGUAGUUUAGAGCUGUAGCAAAUUUAGAGUAGACGUGUAUAUUGGAUUCAUAACAAAUUCUAGCAUCAUGUAAAAGUACACUGGGCAGCUAACAUAGCUAUAUGGCGUAAUGUCGUGCCAACCUUUCCAAUAAUUUUGAUAAAACCUCGUUUGUAUCGUCCGAUCUAAAAUUCUAAGUUUUGUUUCUUUUGUGUUUUAACCAAAAGUGUUGUGUGUAAUAUUUAUUGAUUGCUCUGUAAA
Labeo rohita (rohu) is the source of this 1782-nucleotide messenger RNA. It is a transcript of the gene hoxd12a, whose product is annotated as homeobox D12a. Bases 660 to 1343 code for a protein of 227 amino acids. Gene Ontology annotation, biological process: regulation of DNA-templated transcription. The record is from RefSeq and is a predicted model, not a curated record. The transcript is spliced from 3 exons. Lineage: Eukaryota; Metazoa; Chordata; Actinopteri; Cypriniformes; Cyprinidae. Gene Ontology annotation, molecular function: DNA-binding transcription factor activity, RNA polymerase II-specific; sequence-specific double-stranded DNA binding.